Molecule: messenger RNA, 1635 nt
Organism: Prorocentrum cordatum
Lineage: Eukaryota; Dinophyceae; Prorocentrales; Prorocentraceae
Source: the annotation of a GenBank genome assembly
AUGUAUUCCAGUGCCAGCGCAAGCUUGGCGAUCAUCGUCGUGGCCUUCUCCUGCGAGUCUCUCCCCGCGCAGGCGAGCGGCCCGGCUGCGAGGAAGAGCUCGCUCAGGGGCGAGCUCAGCGCCGUCUCGUUCGAGCACGAGGUGCGCGAGGCCACCGCCGAGGUGCUCGGGUGUGGGGGGCGGAUCGACGAGGCGCGCCUCGCCCGCGUGGAGGAGGCGCUGCUGCCGAUCUGGCGCGCGAGCCCGAAGAACGAGGGCGGCCGCGUCCAGCACCGCACGCUCCGCUACAUGGCCCACAGGUACUUCACGAGGAGGUUCUCCAUGUGGGUCCGAGGCCUGGAACACUCAGGCUCUGCGAUCUCGGAGUGGCGGGCCGCCGACGUGCUGAGCCAGCAGGUGCCGAGGUACGUGGAGUCCGUCCUCGCGUCGCGGCAUGCUGCCGAGCAUGGCUUCGACCUCCGCGACGCAGCACUCAUGGUGGCUGCGCUGGAGCGCAUGGUCUUCGACGCAGAGAGCCAGCUGCUGGAGGACGUGUACAGGAGACACAUGAGGCCCACCGACAGGGGCAUUCACCGCUCGGCGUUGGUCGCCAUUGUUCAGGAGUACCUGCUGAGAUGGAUCUUGGCCGAGAACGUAGGCGAUGGGCCUGGGCCGAUCAUGAACCGCGAGGCAACGGCCCGGGCGUUCCCGAACUGGCGAGGGGUCGCCGACAUGGCCGACGGGGAGAUCCGGGCGCUGGACUUCCGGAAGAGGCGCCUGGCCAAGCUCUACACGUUCGAAGAUGCCCACGAGAUUGUCGGCGGCAUCGUCCACCGCUUCGGGUCGUUCUGGGAGUCGGAGUGCACGUCCAUGAAAGACCAGCUCGUCGCCAUGGACGUCCACAAGACCGGCCGAGUGCCCCUCGCGAAGUUCUACGGCACCGGGCUGGACGCGGACUGGCGCUUCGCGGAGUCCGAGGCGUACCUGCGCGACCUGGGCGCGCUGGACGAGACCUCGGCGUGGCGCGGCAAGCAGGUCAUCAUCGCCAACUACAUCCAGUCCCUGCUGGGGGAGGUCGAGGCCGGCGUCGGUCGGCCGGUCGGCACCCCGGACGAGAUCUUGCGGCUGGUCGGGAACAUGACCUCGCAGCACGCCCUGGACGGAGACGCGGACGAGGGGGCGCCCCAGGUGUCCGCCUCCCUCAGGAGGCAGCUGGAGGAGAUCGCCUCCGCGCACGGGGGCCAGGUGCCCCUCCACGGGCGCCUCUUCGCGCAGUGGCUGCAUUACGCGUUCCCCCGCGAGUGCCCGUUCCCCCACAGGGCGGGCGCGGCGUCGGCGCGCACCCCGACGGAGUUCGGCCAGGGCUACAUCGCGACGCCGGAGGACAUGCGGGAGCACGCCAACCUGGCAGACGCACCGCAGGAGCCAGUGGACAAGGAGGAGCUGCAGUGGAUGUCCCAGUGGAGCUCCGAGGAGGAGCUCACCGCGGACUACAGGGUGCACCUGCGCGCCCCCUGGGAGCGCAACGUCGGGUCCGCCGCCGUGCUGGCGGCGGCGGCGCUGGCCCUGGCGGCGUUGGGCCGCGCCGGUGGCCUCGGCGGGUCUCCGAAGGUGGGCUCGGUGCUGCCGAGCUACCAGAAGUCUCACCUCAUCUGA